GUUUGGGCGCUUUAUGUCUAUCUUAUACGUCACUUUAGAUGCUAUGCUAGCACUAUGUUAAGCUAUCUUAAUUUUCAAUACCAUACACAAUGUCGUACACCUUCUCCUUUCCCUUCGCCGUCACCCUUCGCUCAACCCCUCUCCCUCACCCCCCCACCCACGCCUUAACCCCUCCCUCCUCCUCUCCUUUCCCCCCUCUCCCCCUCUCCCCCUCUCCACCUCCCUCAACCUCCACAACUCCCCUCAACAAUCUCCCCACCCCUAACCGUCCUCCCCACAAUCUCCUCAACAUCACACGCCGUAACCCGUCCAUAACAGACACCCCUCUUUGGCUGUCUGGUUGGUAACACUGUCAUAUUUUUGCCUAUCCAGUUAGCUAAUGGGUAUAUAUCAACUCCAACCGGAGC
Molecule: messenger RNA, 407 nt
Organism: Saitoella complicata NRRL Y-17804
Lineage: Eukaryota; Fungi; Ascomycota; Saitoellomycetes; Saitoellales; Saitoellaceae
Exons: 1
Coding region: 90-347 (85 amino acids)
Source: RefSeq, a predicted model, not a curated record